Molecule: messenger RNA, 2783 nt
Organism: Pseudopipra pipra
Lineage: Eukaryota; Metazoa; Chordata; Aves; Passeriformes; Pipridae
Gene: SEPTIN3
Product: septin 3
Exons: 10
Coding region: 226-1278 (350 amino acids)
Biological process (GO): cytoskeleton-dependent cytokinesis; intracellular protein localization
Cellular component (GO): presynaptic cytoskeleton; microtubule cytoskeleton; cell division site
Molecular function (GO): GTPase activity; molecular adaptor activity; GTP binding
Source: RefSeq, a predicted model, not a curated record
ACAUGACGAUGGCAGCAGGAGCAGCACCAGCAUCCCCGCUCUGCUGAAAUAGCCACUGGAGAAGGAAGGGAAGGAGAGUGGGGGAGAACAGGACACAGGGAAGAAAGAGAAAGGUAAAAGCAAGCAGAGCCUUGUAGCCCACCGUACUACUUCAUCAGCAUCAGGCUAGAAAAGUGGGGGGAGAUCCACCCCCUUGCGAGAGGAUUCGGAGACAAAGGAAGCUUCAUGUUCAAAGGACCAGUGGAGAACAAAAACGAAGCAGCCAUGUCUGAGCUGGUCCCAGAGCCACGACAAAAACCAGUUGUACCGAUGAAACCCAUGGGCAUCAACGCCAGCUUGCUGGGCUACAUCGGUAUUGACACCAUCAUUGAGCAGAUGCGCAAGAAAACCAUGAAGACAGGUUUCGACUUCAACAUCAUGGUUGUAGGUCAGAGCGGACUGGGAAAAUCAACGUUGGUGAACACCCUCUUCAAAUCCCAGGUGAGCCGCAAAUCUUCAGGCUGGAACCGUGAGGAGAAGAUCCCCAAGACAGUGGAGAUCAAAGCCAUCGGGCAUGUCAUUGAAGAAGGUGGUGUCAAAAUGAAGCUUACAGUUAUUGACACGCCAGGAUUUGGGGACCAGAUCAACAAUGAGAACUGCUGGGAGCCUAUUGAGAAAUACAUCAAUGAGCAAUAUGAAAAAUUUUUGAAAGAGGAGGUGAAUAUUGCAAGGAAGAAACGAAUUCCAGACACGCGAGUGCACUGCUGCCUCUACUUCAUCUCCCCUACAGGCCACUCCUUGCGGCCUUUGGACCUGGAGUUCAUGAAACAUCUCAGCAAGGUAGUGAACAUCAUCCCGGUUAUUGCCAAGGCUGACACCAUGACCUUGGAGGAAAAGACUGAAUUCAAACAAAGAGUGCGCAAAGAACUCGAAGUAAAUGGGAUCGAGUUUUAUCCCCAGAAAGAAUUUGAUGAGGACUUGGAGGAUAAAACAGAGAACGACAAAAUCAGGCAGGAAAGCAUGCCCUUUGCAGUAGUGGGUAGCGACAAGGAGUACCAAGUGAAUGGCAAAAGAGUCCUGGGCAGGAAAACACCUUGGGGAAUCAUUGAAGUGGAAAACCUCUCUCACUGUGAAUUUGCUCUACUUCGAGAUUUUGUCAUCAGGACCCACCUUCAGGACCUAAAAGAAGUGACCCACAACAUCCACUAUGAGACCUAUAGGGCCAAACGGCUGAAUGACAAUGGAGGGCUGCCCCCCAUGACUGUUGAGACAGAGGAAAACCAUGAAAGUAACCUGUGAAUGAUCCUCCUCCCCGCUAUCACCCAGUGUCUCUGGAUAUGACAUCCCACCCCUGCUCUCCUUGACUCUGCCAUGGACCUGUCUCUGAAGCAUGUGGCACAUCCUCCGUGGGCGUGAGAGGAUGCAAGUGUGAGUGUGUGCAGGCGUGCAUGUGCCCACCUGUGUGCCGGAGAGGGACCAAGGGCAUCUCCCCCACCCUUCCCAGAGUGUCCUCAUUCUCAGUUUGUUUUUUGCACAGUGGACUGUCCGUCAUCUUCCCUUCUCUCUUUUCUGUGUCUCAGCUGUGUGUCUUGCCUGGGGCAAAUAGGGUUGGGGGGGAGGAUUUCUGGGUGCAUGGAUAUUGGAGGUGGGAGGUAUGGGGCAUGCUGUGGUCCUGUUUUUAUCACUUGGAGACAUGGCAAGGAGAGACUCCAGGAGAGAUGGUGAAGCCAGUGCAUGCAGCGCUUCCAAGAGACGUCAGCAGAGAUUUCUCUUGGAUCUUCCAUGGGUGUAAAGGCAGCUGGUUGCUCUGAGGGCAUGGUGGCCUGGCAUUUUAUCCCCAUUUCUUGCUGUGGCUUCCCAAGGGGAAAUGGCACCUUGGAAGUGGAUAGGUAAGAGAAGACUGACAUGUUUUAUGGUUCAGAGCAAGUGAUUAGUGGGAGGAAACAAAUUAGUUCUUGGGCUGUAGCAUCUAUUUGAGAAGCAUCAAAGUACUUGGGGAAAAUAUAUGUAUUUUCAAAAAGAAGCAAAACCCAGAGGAAAAGAACAUGUGCCCAUUGCAGAGGGUGCAUUUGCCCUGCCCAGUGCUAAAGUCAAAAGCCAUGCUUGUGUCACAGGCAUUUGACUCUGUGCAGAUCAGACCAAGCUGUCCUGGGGUCACCUCACCUCCUGGGGUCACCCCAUCCCAUUGCUGCAAUCCCCCAUUGCAGUGGUCUCUCCACCAGCAGUGAGCACACUCCAGGCAACCUUACUCUGACCUUUACCCAACAUGGCCCCUGUGCUGUGAGAGUGCAGGAAAGACAGUGACACGGGGGAUCCCUGCUGGGAGCUCCCACAGGGACAGCUCCACUCGGCACAGGGCCUUGAGGAUCUUGAGAGGAGUGAGAAGAGCUAUGGAGUGAGAAGCACUGGGCCAGGGUGUCUCCCUGGGUCUUCACUGAUGGUGGAGACGCAAGAGAUACCUCUUCCUCAUUGAUAUGGCUGCACUUGUUAUUGCAGCAGUCUCAGGGCUGUUCUGUCCUCCUACUGUCCCGUGUCUUCCUCAACUCCUGUGCUUUUAUUCUCAUUCCCUUUUAGCCCUCCAUAGCUUUCUUCCUUCCUUUCUUUCCCUAUCUCACUUUCUCAGCUCUUUACCCUUUCUGUCUCUCCUUCAUUUCUCCAAGAACUUGAAUAUUCCUCUUCUCCAGGCUGUUUCCUCCCUCUCCCAAGCUCUCAUAUCUUCUUAAUAAUGUGCUUUUGUGCCCUGUUGAGGAGCUGUCAUUUUACCUUCCCCAGAGUAGAAAAAGGCACAGCUUUACUGAAGACUA